Messenger RNA from Hypoxylon fragiforme, 563 nucleotides. RefSeq lists its product as uncharacterized. NCBI's taxonomy places the organism in Eukaryota, Fungi, Ascomycota, Sordariomycetes, Xylariales, Hypoxylaceae. The record is from RefSeq and is a predicted model, not a curated record. The transcript has a single exon. Bases 56 to 361 code for a protein of 101 amino acids.
UGAUUCUUAAGGUGGCAUUAAAUCUUGAAUAUAUGUAGGUACUAGGUAUGUACAGAUGAUGUAUGCAAGUAGUUGUUUUGCUCCGUUUUUAUGUACCUGGUUAGUGUGGUUAUAUACUUGUUUUGUUUGUAUGUAUGGGUUGUCUACACCGAGUAGGAGACGUCAUGUCUCAACACCAACCAUGGGUUCUCUAGUGUACCUAAUAGUGGCAUCGACGCCACUGCUUGCUUUCUCUCUCUCUCUCUCCUUUCACCUCCCCUCUCCUACCUCCUGCCAGCAUGUAAGCAUCGUAGAUAGGAGCUUCCCCCCUGGGGUCCUUCUUAAAGGAGGACCUACUAUCCUCGUCCGAUAUUUCAAUUAGUAGAACACAACAGGCAACUAUAACAUGACAACGUGCCUCCCCCCCAUCGAUAUGUUGCACAUUGAAGACUUGAUACCGCCCUGCCCAAGCCCCCCUUGGCCCCCUCGCUCGAACGCCAUUCCAUUUGCAUGGUAAAUACACGCGUGGUCCUCAUAAAAAAAAUGCAUCCCGCUUGAUACACAUUAACAAUAACAAUAUUUGC